UAUUCAAAUAUAAGUGUUUUUGACAGUGGCCGUCAAAGAGCAACUUUAACUGCACUUAAUGUACUCGUCCCCCAUAUCAGCGACGGAGAAACAUGGCCAGAAUGUCUCUUAUUAACUAAUGUACUGUCAUGUUUCUGGAGAGGCGUUGCGUAUGCCAUUGUACUGCUUUAUUGCAGUAGCUAGCUGGCUUUUCAGAAAACCUCAGUGAAAACUGCGUCUAGCUAGCUAGAUUGACACUAGUCUCACCAUGAGAUUGUCGGCAUUUCUGUUUAAGGACGUUUCAUCAAAGAUAGAGUACUACUCCAGAUUUUCGCCGUCUCCACUGUCGAUCAAGCAGUUUCUGGAAUUUGGCCGGGACAAUGCGUGUGAGAAGACCUCGUACAUGUUCCUGAGGAAGGAGCUGCCGGUGCGGCUGGCCAACACCAUGCGCGAGGUGAACCUCUUGCCUGACAGGCUGGUAAGCCAGCCCUCGGUCAAACUUGUGCAGAAAUGGUACAUGCAGAGCUUUUGGGAGUUACUCGACUAUGAAAACAAGAGCCCAGAUGACCCACAUGCCCUGAACGACUUCUUGGAGGUCCUUAUUGAGGUCAGGAACCGGCACAAUGACGUGGUCCCCACCAUGGCCCAGGGUGUCAUUGAGUACAAGGAGAAGUUCGGUUUCGACCCGUUUGUCAGCUCCAACAUCCAGUAUUUCCUGGACCGUUUCUACACCAAUCGCAUCUCCUUCCGCAUGCUCAUCAACCAGCACACACUCCUCUUCGGCAAUGACACAAACCCGGCACACCCCAAACACAUUGGCAGUAUCGAUCCUGCGUGCUGUGUCUCUGAUGUGGUCACCGAUGCGUAUGAGACAGCCAAGAUGCUGUGUGAACAGUACUAUCCUGCUGCCCCAGAGCUGAAGAUCGAGGAAUUCAAUGCUAAGGCACCUAAAAAACCCAUCCAAGCUGUUUAUGUGCCCUCUCAUCUGUUCCACAUGCUGUUUGAACUGUUCAAGAAUGCAAUGCGAGCUACUGUUGAGCACCACGAAGAUGACAAAGAUGACCUUCCACCUAUUAAGGCAAAGGUUACCCUAGGGAUGGAGGAUCUGUCCAUAAAGAUCAGUGACCGGGGUGGAGGCGUGCCUCUGAGGAAGAUUGACAGGCUCUUCAACUACACCUACUCCACUGCACCAACCCCCAGCCUGGACUCCAAACGAGUGCCCCUGGCUGGGUUUGGCCAUGGCUUGCCCAUCUCCAGACUGUACGCACGCUACUUCCAGGGGGACCUGAAGCUCUACUCUAUGGAAGGUGUAGGGACAGACGCGGUCAUCUACCUGAAGGCUCUCUCCAGCGAGUCAUUUGAGCGCCUGCCAGUGUUUAACAAGUCAGCCUGGCGCCACUACCAAGGAGGGCCUGAGGCUGACGACUGGAGCAACCCCAGCAAGGAGCCGCGGGACGCCUCCACGUACAAGGAGAAAAGAUAAUUGCCACCCUUCCCCACGCACCACUGCCUGGCACCGGGCCUACUGCCCCUCUACCCCACCCCUCCUUCAGUUUUACUCUAGUUUCUGUUGCUGUGGCAACAACACAUCAAUGCCAAGUGUUCUGUGCUUGUCAGCAUUCCCUGAGCAGAGCCGAAACGAGCCAUGCGUCUUAAUGCACCCUCUGCUCCUUCUUCCUCGGUACAGCAUAACACAUUGGUUGUAGUGCCCCCUUGUGGCGUGGUCCGGAGAGGCUGUGGGAGGCAGGGGAGAGUUCUGUGUGUGCUCGAGUGAAUGGGGCCCCAGGUUCGAAAAGUGCCACAUAAUUGGGCCCCUGUUUGCUUCCUCUGAAGAGCCAGGGAAACCAGGCUGCUGGUGUCUCAGAGGGCUGAGGCAAAGCACUUUUCAUUUACUGUCGUUGGGAGAUUCACAGGUGGGAGAAAUAUAAAGUCUGCUGUUUCCUUAACAACAAUCACCAAGAACCGUUCCAUCUGACAAUAGGGAAUCCUGGUUGUGUUUUAUUUGUAAGGCACAUGAGUAAUUUUGAAAAGCAAAAUUUAGCAAAUAGGCAAAACCAAAUGUUAUACAUAGAAUUAAAUGUCAUAUAAAGAAUUUAUAAAAUUCUAAGCACUAUGUCAAGUAUAAACCACUUGUUUGAUAUGCAUUUGGCUGUAAUUUCAAGUAAUGUGUAAUAAUUAUACAAAGAGAUGCCACUGCCACUUUUAGAAAAUUCUAUAAAUAUCCGAGACCUUUCAGGGCAUUAGAAAUCCUUCAGACUCCAUUUACCUUUAGGAGGGUUCUUUUUCCCAAAACCAUUCUGACUCUUGGCUUUCUUUUACACUAAUGAAGACAAUGACCCGGACAAAGUGAGCAGUAGAACGGAGUGUAUGUGUUAUCAAAGCCUCAUCUUACAGCAGCCGGUUUAAAAUGAUAGAAACAUUAAUGUUUACAAAUCUUGUUACCCUCUUUGAGUUUUUUGUGAAUCAGUAGCCGCUGAAGUGUAACAGAAGCACCACCCCUCCACCAAUGUCUCCAUCCAUGGCCAGCAUGCCAGUUUGAUCAAUGCAGAACUGUGGAGGAGGCCUUCACAAGUGGUGUUCCUGUGGUUGUAAGCUAGCGAUGCAAUCAUAGAUGUUUGGUUCUUAUGGAGGAGUUCAUUUUAAAUAGAAACACAGGUGUUUUGUUUCCCCCCCCCCCGCCUUUUAUCUACUUGGGGGAGGGGGGGGUAUUUUUCCCCCAAACCCAUUCUGACUCUCCGCCUUCUGUUACUUCGUACACUGACGAAGGCGCCAGCAGAACAAAGUGUACACAGCACCACCUUCCAAUUCUUUUAUUUUAUUUUUUUUCAGUUUGCAAAUAAAAGCCUUCUGGUGAAAGGCCUGCUGAAACUCAAAUCUGUCUUAUCUUACAGCACUCGGUUCAAAGUGAUAGGAACAGGAAGUUAUGUUUACAGAUCCGUACAGUCAGCACGAAGGGCCGUUACCCUCUGGCUGUAAAACUGCAGUGGAGCAGAAGCUUUCCCCUACACCUCCAUCCACUGCCAGCAUGCCAGUAUGAUCAGUGCAGAGCUGUAAAGAAGGAGGUCUUCACAAAUGAUGUUCCUGUGGCGGUGGGCUAGCGAUGCAAUCAUAGAUGUUUGGUUCUUACGGAGGAAUUUCUUUUAAAAUAGUAACAGGGUUUUUUCCUCUUUUUUUUAUGCCUCAGAACAUCACUUUUAUUUUGCUAAAAGUUCAUUAUUGGCUUGCUGGAAUUCCCUUAUUUUUUCCUCCAAUUCUCUGCGCACAUUUUAGAGUUUUCUCAGGACCUCGAGUUAUUUUGGAAGUGCAUUUAUUUGAGAUGAAUAUUCAGUUUUUUUUAUCUGUUGAGGAAAAAUUUGUUUUUGAAAGACGAUUUGAAAAUGUGCUGAUAUUUAUUGAAAACUGCAAAUCUUUGUAAAAAUGGUUAACAUUCUAAUUUAAAUAAGUCAUGCAACUAAAGUUGAUGUUGCAAAUAAUGAGUGAAAACUAAUAUUAUGCACUUACAAAUGUGGCAGCAUUCCUUUAUUGUAGCCCACUAUUGUGUCUUUGGUGAGGCUGUUCUUUACGGAGAGUUCUCAGUACAAAAUGAAAUGGUGGUUCUUGUAUCUCAUUUUGUUGUAGAGAUAUAAUUCAGAUACCAUUCUAAGCUCAACUAGUGCUGAAAUAAGUCUUUAGUUUGUGACAGUGAGAGCUUGUUUUAGUUUUGUUUGCUGUUGUCCCAGAUGAGGAAUCAUUAUGGACCUUACAGUGUUUUGUGGAUCUUUUCAUUCAACUGGAGUUGAAGUGUAAGUCAUUUAGAAAAAACUAUGUGCUCUUCAGAGCAAUUUAAUAUCUCCUAUUAGUGGAGAUAAUGAAGAAUUAGAUGACAUGAAACCAGCAUGAACUUAACCCAUUUUAAUGUACACAACCCAAAUGGAAAUGCUUUUCGAUAUGUUCAUCACAGGGCUGGUUUUCCCAGCAUAGUUUUCAUUGCACAAUCACUUGUACAGUUUUGUGUAGUGCUGCUCAUGUAAUGGAGCUGUAAAGUCUCCCUAGAUCGUUCUGUCCUUCUCGAAGCAACACUGUUCCUGUUUUGACUGCUUAAAAAAAAAAAAUAAAUAAAAAUCAGGCAUCGCUGAUUUACCCAGUAUGACCUUGUUGUGUUCCAGUGUGUAUAUUCUCCAUCACCGUACAAUAGGUGAAUAGCAGCUGUUUGGUGGUUGAGUAUUAGUACUGCUGGAAAUGUCCUGUCCUAAUCUGACGUUUCUAAUAUUUCCAGUCUUCAGUGGAUGUUCACCUACUCCAAUCACAUAAUGCAAUGAUGUUGUUGAUCUGUUCAUUCUUAUCCCAAUCUAAAUUCAAUAAAACAAAAAAACCCCACCCACA
Messenger RNA from Electrophorus electricus (electric eel), 4341 nucleotides. It is a transcript of the gene pdk3a, whose product is annotated as pyruvate dehydrogenase kinase, isozyme 3a. The record is from RefSeq and is a predicted model, not a curated record. Gene Ontology annotation, cellular component: mitochondrion. Gene Ontology annotation, molecular function: pyruvate dehydrogenase (acetyl-transferring) kinase activity. Gene Ontology annotation, biological process: protein phosphorylation; regulation of glucose metabolic process. Lineage: Eukaryota; Metazoa; Chordata; Actinopteri; Gymnotiformes; Gymnotidae.